Molecule: messenger RNA, 488 nt
Organism: Mangifera indica (mango)
Lineage: Eukaryota; Viridiplantae; Streptophyta; Magnoliopsida; Sapindales; Anacardiaceae
Exons: 1
Coding region: 187-360 (57 amino acids)
Source: RefSeq, a predicted model, not a curated record
CAACUUCAAUCACGAUUGGUGAAUAAUUUCCUUGGAGCCUAAGGUCGUGUCUGCCAGGUGAAGAAUAAAAAAAAAAAGGAAAAAAGUAGCGUGGGCAACACGAACAGUAAACUUUAUUCUGACCUAAAACCUGAUAAAUUCCGUCUCUCUUGAGCUGAAAUUCAUUCAGCGAUUAACUUGCUAACUAUGGCUUUAGUCAGGAGCUGCUUCAACUUCAUGGUGGGCACAGUCUUCGGCAUCUACUUGGCUCAGAACUACAACGUACCUAAUAUCAAUAAGCUAGCCGGCACUGGCGCUUUGAUGUUCAAACAUUACGAAGAAACGUAUCGCAAGCCCAAAAAGACUGACCAAGACGAUUAGUAUGUCUGUUGAAUUACGUUUAUUCCAUGUUCUCUGCAAUUAUUUAUUUUAAGAGGGAUAUUGUACUGGGUUUAACUAUGUUUGACAUAUUGAAUUAUUAAUAGAAAAUUGAAGAAUUAGUUUGCGGA